Suillus bovinus is the source of this 981-nucleotide messenger RNA. Its product is annotated as CAAX protease self-immunity-domain-containing protein. Bases 1 to 981 code for a protein of 326 amino acids. Gene Ontology annotation, molecular function: metalloendopeptidase activity. Lineage: Eukaryota; Fungi; Basidiomycota; Agaricomycetes; Boletales; Suillaceae. The record is from RefSeq and is a predicted model, not a curated record. The transcript has 6 exons. Gene Ontology annotation, biological process: CAAX-box protein processing. Gene Ontology annotation, cellular component: endoplasmic reticulum membrane.
AUGUACAGCGAACCUAAAGCAUUGCUAUCUAUCACAUCUGCGCACCUGCUGUCUGGACUCUUUGCCUCUCUUUAUGUUGGCUCCAUUUAUGCAUUCAAGGAUGCUCGUCUUCGCUUCUCCAAGAGGAAGGUCAACCUUCCAGAAGGACAAGCUAGGCUCAAAUUCCAAAACGAGCGAUGGAGAGAUGAUCCGGAUGUUAUCAAGGCGCGACUACUUGCCGUUACCAGCGCCACUUUGAUUUGCUGUCUCAUCGUAUUCAUCGUGAUGAAAAAUUCAAACCGCGAUAAUGAAAUUGUAUGUUACCAAGUUGCCUCAAUGGGGAACCACAACCUUACCACAAAUGCGUGGCUUCAUCUUGGGUUCACAUGGUCUCACGUACUUCCGCUCCUGAUAACUCCAUUGUUAUUUUCUGGGCCACUUUACGUUCAAUUCCUCGAAAAGACUCUACCAUUCCAAAAGGACUGGAAUUUUGAAGAUCAUGUCCUGUUUCGAUUCUUUUCGAUCGUCGGUCUUCGAAAUUAUUUUGUUGCUCCGAUCACCGAAGAAUUCGUGUUUCGCGCUUGUGUUCUCACUGUCUAUCACUUAGCAGGCGCCUCCAGGAUGAAAAUGAUUUUCCUUAGUCCUUUGGUCUUUGGCGCAGCACACAUCCAUCACGCUUUCGAAACGUACCACAGAUAUGGCCGUUCUGCCACCGCGGCAAAACGUGCCAUUAUAUCUACUAUCAUCCAAUUCGCGUAUACCAGCAUCUUUGGAUUUUAUUGCUCCUAUUUAUUUCUUCGCUCCGGAUCAUUGCUUCCACCCAUUACAGCUCAUAUGUUCUGCAAUGUGAUGGGUAUACCUCAACCAAACCAUGAAAUCAGUCUGAUGCCCAAUCGGAAGCUAUCCAUUUCGGCCGCGUAUCUUUUUGGUAUUAUCGGCUUCGUGGGCAUGCUCAAGCCUUGGUCGUGCACGCAUGGUAGCUUAUACUGGCAGCAAACCUAG